UUCUUUUUCUUCUCCAAUACCCCCAAAAAGACAAAAAUUCAAAAACUACUUGGUAAGCAAAAGUGUGCACAAAGAGCAAAGCGACGCAUCUGAUCUUUUAUUUGAUUUUUGGAUUUGUUAAAUUUCCAGAUUCGUCGUCGUCGUCUCUCAAAACCCAGAUUCUCUGGUCUGAAGAAAGCAGAAAUCAAAUCCAUGUCUUUCAGAACACUUAGCAGGCCAAAUGCAAGAUCUGGAAUGGGUGUUGCAGAUCAGAGCAAAACCACAUUUCAUGAGCUUCAGAGGAAAAAAACUCACCGCUACGUCAUCUUCAGGAUCGAUGAAUCCAAAAACGAAGUCGUCGUUGAGAAAACUGGGAACCCUGCUGAGAGCUACGAUGAUUUCUUAGCUGCACUCCCUGAAAAUGACUGCAGAUACGCUGUUUAUGACUUCGAUUUCGUCACUUCUGAGAAUUGUCAAAAGAGCAAAAUCUUUUUCUUUGCUUGGUCUCCUUCGACUUCUCGGAUUAGAGCGAAGGUGCUUUACUCGACUUCGAAAGACCAGUUUAGGAGGGAGCUUCAUGGGAUUCACUAUGAGAUUCAAGCUACUGAUCCUACUGAGGUUGAUCUUGAAGUGUUACGCGAACGAGCUAACUGAGCAAAAGAAUAUGGUCUCUUCUCAAGAACUUUAUGGUAAUGUAAUGAAUAAUCUCGAUGACUAUCGGAAUCUUUUUUCGUAUUCUCUGUGGAUGGAUUUGUGUAAACACAGUUCAUGUUCUAUGUCAACUGUUAAUCUAAGUAAAUGUUUCAAGAUAGCACAUAA
Capsella rubella is the source of this 798-nucleotide messenger RNA. Its product is annotated as actin-depolymerizing factor 6. Gene Ontology annotation, molecular function: actin filament binding. Bases 193 to 633 code for a protein of 146 amino acids. Gene Ontology annotation, biological process: actin filament depolymerization. Gene Ontology annotation, cellular component: cytoplasm; actin cytoskeleton. Lineage: Eukaryota; Viridiplantae; Streptophyta; Magnoliopsida; Brassicales; Brassicaceae. The transcript is spliced from 3 exons. The record is from RefSeq and is a predicted model, not a curated record.